ACUCUAAUAACUGUGUUGUAUUGGCCCUCACAGCGUGUGAAGCUGCUCUACUGGGGUUCUGCUCUCUACUAUGGUCGUCCACACGCACGGCUGCAAUUUCAGCACCACAGACAGCUCUCUCUCCAGCUCCAGCCUCGGCACUGCCGCCCCCAUCCUGCGGGGCUCCACGGAGUCCCGGAGCCACGGCGAUCUGAGCCGGACGGGCCACACGGUGGUUGCGGUGUGCCUCGGCUUCAUUUUGGUAGUGGGAAUCCUCAGCAACUUCCUCGUUCUGCUUAUUUUCGCAAAGUUUCGCUCCCUCUGGACGCCCAUCAAUCUCAUCCUGCUGAACAUCAGUCUGAGCGACAUCCUCGUGUGCGUCUUCGGGACACCCUUCAGCUUCGCUGCCAGUUUGCACGGAAGAUGGCUCAUUGGAGAGCACGGCUGCAAAUGGUACGGGUUCGCCAAUUCCCUCUUCGGGAUUGUGUCCCUGGUGUCCCUGUCUCUUCUCUCCUAUGAGCGUUACACCACUGUGCUGCGUUCCUCGAAGGUUGACAUCUCAGACUUCAGGAAGGCCUGGUUCUGUGUCGGAGGCUCCUGGCUCUACUCUCUCCUCUGGACUUUGCCGCCCUUCAUGGGUUGGAGCAGCUAUGGGCCAGAGGGACCUGGUACUACAUGUUCUGUCCAGUGGCACCUCCGUUCAGCCACCAGCAUCUCGUAUGUGUUAUGUCUCUUCAUUUUCUGCCUGCUGCUGCCCCUUUUGCUCAUGGUCUACUCUUAUGGCCGAAUCCUGGUCGCAAUCAGGAGGGUGGGUAAGAUCAAUCUGCUUGCCGCUCAGCGCAGAGAGCAGCAUAUUUUAGUGAUGGUGCUGUCCAUGGUGUCCUGCUUCAUUGUGUGCUGGAUGCCCUACGGCAUCAUGGCACUGAUGGCCACCUUCGGUAGGUCGGGACUGGUCACUCCCAUGGCUAGUGUGGUGCCCUCCGUCCUGGCCAAGUUCAGCACUGUCGUCAACCCCGUCAUCUAUGUGUUCUUCAAUAACCAGUUUUACAGAUGCUUUGUGGCCUUCUUGAAGUGCAGUGGAGAACCCCAGCCUGUUCAAGGGGAAGAGCACCCAGCUAGGAGGACACAGUUCUCUGGUUCCUUCCCCAUCCACAGACAAACUUCCUUCAACUCUCCACAAUGUCAGGUCCUCAGCAGCUCCAGAGGCACUGCCCACUGCAGCCGGCACAACGAUCGCCGCAUUCUUGUUGUCCACUACACUCCGUAAGAGCUUGUGAUCUCAAUUGAUUUUCCAUAUGAAGCUAAAUGUCAU
Molecule: messenger RNA, 1291 nt
Organism: Scatophagus argus
Lineage: Eukaryota; Metazoa; Chordata; Actinopteri; Scatophagidae
Gene: tmtops3a
Product: teleost multiple tissue opsin 3a
Exons: 4
Coding region: 71-1246 (391 amino acids)
Biological process (GO): visual perception; G protein-coupled receptor signaling pathway
Cellular component (GO): membrane; photoreceptor outer segment
Molecular function (GO): G protein-coupled receptor activity
Source: RefSeq, a predicted model, not a curated record